AAUAAUAAAAGAUCUCGCCUUUGUUAUUCCCGCGUCAACCCCAACGCGCAGGAGCAAACUUUUAAAAUUACAAUUACAAUACUGAACGCCCAACGACAAUUCCCCUGGCGACGACGACGGUGAUCUCACCCCCCGGCAACUCCUCUUCUUCCGGGUUCCUCACUGUUUGAUUAGCGGCAAUUCGGGUCCCAGGGAUUGGGCGGAUAGUAGAUCUUCUAAAUUUGGAUCCCAUCCUCAUGCUUCACAAAUCCAUACUCAUAGCAUUCCUCUUCAACUACUUAUUCUUCGGGUAUGCGGAUCCCGAUGGAAAUUGCGGCCGGAAGAGCCCUCUUGUCGAUUUGGAGGCCGAGUUCAAAAUGGUUCAGCACCAGCUAAGAGGGUAUGUGAAAAUCAUUGAUGAUUGUUCAUUUAGGGUUUCACAAUUCGAUAUGCUUUCUGGGGCCGAUGUCCAUUGGUGGGGUGCAAUCGGUUCUGAUUUCGAAAACUUCACUGCGGGAUUCAUCGUGUCUGAUCAUAAAUUGAACGAUACUUAUAAGAAUGCUAGCUUUGUCGUGCGUCUGAUGAAGAAUAUUACAUGGGAUAUGAUCCAGGUUCUGGCUGUGUGGGAUAUCCCCACUGCCUCCGAUUUUGGGCAUGUCAUGCUUGGGGAGUUGAUGAAUGGUACUGCGAUUUCUUCGGGUCCUAGUUUGGCUCCUUCGCCUUCAAGCAACGCCGGUCAUGGCGCAGACAAGGGUCGUAAUCACACGGAGCCAACUAUGUUUGAGAACUGUAAGGUGUUAUCGAAGGAUUUCAGAGUUAGGUGGACGCUAAACGUUAAGGAGGAUUUCGUUGAUAUUGGGUUGGAGGCUGCUACUGGAAUUCUAAAUUACAUGGCAUUUGGGUGGGCAGACCCGAAUUCUUCUAGUUCGGAACUCAUGAUUGGAGCUGAUGUGGUUGUGACAGGGUUUAAGGAAGAUGGCUUUCCAUUUGUGGAUGACUUUUACAUUACCAAGUAUAGUGAGUGUAUGAACAAGAGCAAUGGAUCACCGGAAGGGGUUUGUCCUGAUUCAGUUUAUGAAGCAUCGGAAGGGGUUUCUUCAGAAAACAACACAAAGUUAAUUUAUGGGCAUAGGAAGGACGGGGUCUCAUUUGUUCGAUAUCGGAGGCCAUUGAGUAAGGUGCAAGAAAAGUAUGAUCACCCCGUGAACUAUACAGCAAAUAUGACAGUCAUCUGGGCUUUGGGAUUGAUUAAACCCCCUGACUCUAUUCGGCCCUACUAUCUUCCUCAAAAUCAUGGGGGACCACCAUUUGAGACUUAUGGGCAUUUGGUAUUGAAUGUGUCAGAGCAUUUGAAUGACUGUGUAGGUCCUAUUGAUGCAGAAGAUAAGGAAGAUCAAGAUAUUAUCAUUGCGGAUGCAAAAGUUCCGUUGGUAAUUUCGUCAGGCCCAGUAUUACAUUACCCAAACCCCCCACAUCCAGAUAAAGUUCUUUACAUCAACAAAAAGGAAGCUCCUGUCUUGAGAGUGGAAAGGGGGUUGCCAGUUAAGUUUUCAAUACAAGCUGGCCAUGAUGUUGCACUUUAUAUUACAUCAGAUCCAAUUGGCGGAAAUGCAACGUUGAGGAAUUUGACUGAGACUAUAUAUUUUGGGGGCCCUGAAGCCGAAGGAGUUCAAGCCAGUCCCAAAGAGUUAGAUUGGGUUCCUGACAGGAACACUCCUGAUCAUAUCUACUAUCAUUCAUUGUUCGAACAGAAGAUGGGUUGGAAAGUGGAGGUGGUUGACGGGGGUCUGUCAGACAUGUACAAUAGCAGUGUUGUUCUGGAUGAUCAACAGGUAACUUUCUUUUGGACGUUGGCAAAGGAUACAAUAUCUAUUGCAGCUCGUGCGGAGAAAAAAAGUGGAUAUCUUGCAAUAGGGUUUGGAACUGGAAUGGUAAACAGUUACGCUUAUGUAGGUUGGAUUGAUGAAAAUGCUGUUGGUCGUGUAAACACUUAUUGGAUUGAUGGAAAGGAUGCCUCACGUAUACAUCAAACAAACGAGAAUUUGACAUAUGUCAGAUGCAAAACAGAAAAUGGCAUCAUUACUUUGGAAUUUACACGUCCCUUGAAACCAUCUUGUAAUCAAGGGAAUAGACCAGAAUGUAAAAAUAUUAUUGAUCCCACCACUCCUCUCCAUGUUGUUUGGGCAAUGGGUGCUUCAUGGGAUUAUGAACAUCUUAGCGAGAGGAAUAUGCAUUCUCUUACUAGCAGUAGGCCUAUCCGUGUACUACUGAUGCGUGGUUCAGCAGAAGCAGAGCAAGACUUGCUUCCCGUCUUAGCGGUGCAUGGGUUUAUGAUGUUUCUUGCAUGGGGUAUCCUGCUUCCUGGUGGUAUACUGGCAGCCAGAUACGCAAAGCAUCUUAAGGGCGAUUUAUGGUACAGGAUUCAUACUUACAUGCAAUACUCAGGGUUAGCUAUCAUUUUACUUGCCCUUCUCUUUGCUGUGGGAGAGCUGCAGGGUUUCUAUGUCAGCUCUUUACAUGUUAAAUUUGGCAUUGCUGCAUUAUGCUUGGCUUGUAUACAGCCAGUGAAUGCAUACCUAAGGCCUCAAAAAACAGGAAAUGGGGAGCAUGUGCCCCUUAAUAGGCUUAUUUGGGAAUAUUUUCACAUAAUUGUUGGCAGAUCUGCCAUUGUUGUAGGCAUUGCUGCACUGUUUAGUGGGAUGAAGCAUCUUGGAGACAGGUAUGGCGCUGAAAAUAUUCAUGGGCUCAAUUGGGCUUUGGCUAUUUGGUUCUUAACCUUUGCACUCAUGGUUGCCUACCUGGAAUACCGUGAAAGGGAGCUAAAAAGGAAUCAUAUAUUUGGAAGAAGCAACUGGGUGUUUGGUAAUCUUGAGUCAGACGAUUCUCUUGAUCUCUUGAGCCCAAGCAGGACAAUUGCUGAGGAAGGUUUAGAUUCAUCUUCAAGAAUGGAAGUACAGUUAGAACCUUUGAGAAGAUAGAUGAUUGUCUGGUAGCGAGAUGCUGUUUUAUGCCAAGUUUGGCAUAUUCUCAUUUAAUAUAUGGCCUGGCAGGAUCCUUCAUUUGCUCGGAGGCUUUUUUGUUUCGAAAUCUCUUUUGAGGUACAAUUGGAGGCAAUGGAUAUUUAGUCUCUUAGUUCGAUAGAUUCUGUAUUGUGUGAAGAGUAGCAUUCCUACAACAUGGAUUUCCAAUAGAUAAUAUAUCUUCAAUUAAAUAGAUUUCAUUACUUUUCUAUCUAGUUGCUGCAAUUUUCUCUUCUUGGCACUACUUGAAAUUUCUCAUAUAAUAUGUGGGCCGACAGGACUCCUCUUUGCUUGAAAGCUUCUUUUUUAAUAGAAAGAAAAAGGAAAAUCUGUCCCGACUUACAUUGGGAGGCAGAUGCUCUUUAGUCUCUGUUCUACCCGGGUGUUGCAUUCUGUGAAGAGUAGCUUUCCAACAUGUAUUUCUUUUAGUCAAUACAUCUCCAGAGAAAGUGGUUAUAUGAUUUGUCUACUCUAGCUGUCCCCGUCUUAUUUCCUUUCCUUUCCUUUUCUCGUUCUUUUUUUUUUUUUUUUAAACUCAUAAAAAUGACAGAAACUGCACUUUACAGAAAAGUUUCUUGUGCGUCACAAUGGGUCUUGAAUGAUUUGUUUGAUAGUAUCCUCCAUGUCGUUGAGGCAUGGAAAGCAAUUUAGCAAAAAGUAUAAUUGUAGAUGCAGGGAGUAAAAUAUAAUAGUAGACCGUUCUUGUCAUCCAUGGUAACACUUGAUAUCAGAGUCAAUGCAAUUGCAUUUUUCUUCUUUGGAUGUCAUGUGCUAUCAGUCCCAGUGAACACAGGAGCUGAAGAAAAUUAACUGUAAUCUUGAGUGGCUACAGCUUAUAAAUCAAUACAAAGGAAUCUACAUCAGUUCUAACUUUGUGGCAUUGAAUAUAAAUGGCCGCGCAUACGGACCUUCUUUCACUAUAUGGAACUCGUACAACCAGUGAUUAAGGACCAGAGCACCUUGUAGAAUUCUUUAAUCUGAUUUAAUAUAGUAGAAUUGAUGGAAAUUUAUUAUCUUUUCUUUUGCUGAAAAUUAUCUGGUGUUUCAGUUUAUCAAUUGCGAAACCAUUGAGAAAGAUACGCAUUUUUUUAUGCACAGAAAGAUACCUAUGCUAACAUGUGACUUUGUAUCCCUACAGAAUUUCUCAGAUAUACUUAAAUUCCAAUAUUUGUUUCAAUCAGCGAUCAAUGUGGCUAGCUUUGGCCUAGGUGGUUCACACUUGUGAAGAAACUGUUGCACCUAGGACUAAGGACCGAUGCCCUCUGUGAUGUUGUAGGUGCUCCCAUCAACAAAAUCAGGAAUUUUUCAACUCAUCGGACUGGAUGUUUCUAUUUGGAGAUAACUGGAAGAUCGUUUCUUCUUUUCAAGUCUAAAUGUAUGCCUGCGUUUGACUGGAGAAGGGCACUUUACUGGCUGACAUCUGACAUUCUAUGCCUCCUUCCUUGCCUCAAGACCGCAUGAUAAGCAUUUUGUCUUGAGGGUUAAUACAAGUAAGAGUUGUAAAACCAUGUUAUUACUUGAGCUCUUAUUGUAUUGAACACUACUAUGUUUUGAAUUAAGCCAUAGCUUAAUUGAGUAAUAAAACAUGUUUCUUGGUGCUGC
This is a messenger RNA of Neltuma alba, 4601 nucleotides long. Its product is annotated as cytochrome b561, DM13 and DOMON domain-containing protein At5g54830-like. The transcript has 2 exons. The record is from RefSeq and is a predicted model, not a curated record. Lineage: Eukaryota; Viridiplantae; Streptophyta; Magnoliopsida; Fabales; Fabaceae. Bases 237 to 2957 code for a protein of 906 amino acids.